AUGGUUAAAAUCACUGCGAGAUCAAAGGAUACGAAAAAGAAUUCAAACUCAGAUUCACCGCAUUGA
This is a messenger RNA of Geodia barretti, 66 nucleotides long. The record is from the annotation of a GenBank genome assembly. Lineage: Eukaryota; Metazoa; Porifera; Demospongiae; Tetractinellida; Geodiidae.